Messenger RNA from Poeciliopsis prolifica (blackstripe livebearer), 9154 nucleotides. RefSeq names its product arf-GAP with GTPase, ANK repeat and PH domain-containing protein 2-like. NCBI's taxonomy places the organism in Eukaryota, Metazoa, Chordata, Actinopteri, Cyprinodontiformes, Poeciliidae. Bases 811 to 4482 code for a protein of 1223 amino acids. The record is from RefSeq and is a predicted model, not a curated record. Gene Ontology annotation, molecular function: GTP binding; GTPase activator activity; GTPase activity. Gene Ontology annotation, cellular component: nucleus. The transcript is spliced from 20 exons.
UGUUGUAACGGUGCGGGAUAAAAAUCAGAUGAACGUGGGCAAGGACCACCAUCGCUGCUGCCGCCUCACAGCGAAGGGCCCCCCCUCACCUCCAGCCUGAUUGCCGGCGCUGCAUCCCGGUUUGUGCAGCAGGAUAACGACGAGGCGGCGGAGAGCUGCAAGGCUCGGUGGCAGCAAGAAAAAGAGGAGGGAGGAGGGAAGGAAGGAGGAGGGACUGGCUCUGGUGAGCGAGUGGGCUUCCUCUGCCUCACAGACACAUUUUAUUGACUUGCUAAUUGGAUGAGGCUCUCGGAGGAGAGGAUGCAGUGACCAAGAGGAGCCGCUCUCCAGAGGAGGAAUACAGGCGAAAAAAGAAAGCCUUGCUCGGGCUCCCUGAAUCAGCCCACUUGAUCUCCUUUUUCCCCCCCCCUCCUCCUGCAGACAUUACAACAGAUGUUUGCAAGCAUCUCUCAGUGACCCUUCUGUCAGGCUUAUAAUUUUAUGGAUGACAUUGUCGAACGGAGGCUCCUGUUGCCAGACGCUUCGUGACAAGUGAACCAUUUCGCCUUUUUUUCUGCUCUUUUUUCACCAGUUUUUUUUUUUAUUAUCAUAUCAGGCUCAUCUACUGGAGCUAUUUUUAUCAGCCGUCUUUAAUAUGCCAUUUGAUAUGAACGGUUAUCUGAUGGCCGGAUGAAUUCUUCAUAAGAUCAAAGCUUCAUGAAGAUGUGAAAGGAUCUUCAGGAAGAGAAAAUGAAGUCCUGCCAUGACUGAGGUGUGCAGACGCUGUGAGGUCAGAGAGCAGGUGCCACCGUGCUCAGGUCUGCCGUCUCAAUGAGCCAAGCCGGCAGCACGCAGAAACGCACCACCUACCUCAUCUCCCUCACUCUGGUGAAGGUUGAGGCCGUGCCAGAGGAUGCUGCAGGGAGCCAGACGGAGGGCCUUCCAGAGGGGGAAGGGAGCCCUAGGAAGAGGAAGAAGGAGGAGGAGGUGGAGGUGGAGGCAGAGGAGAACGAGAAGCGGGCUGUGAGAGAUGUCCCUGAGAAAGAAGGAUCUUUGUAUGUGGAAGUGGAGCAAAAAGAAAAGACACAGGUGGAGGAGGAAGUGGAACAGGUGCACGGAAAGAAUGAAAGCAGGGAGACGCCUGAGAGGAGGGAGAUGCAUGCGCCCCAGAAAGACGUUGUACCAGUUGGCAAGAGCAAAGAUGCAUCUUUUGCACACCCACCCAUAAGGCAAAUGGUCAAAGUGUAUGGAGGGACAAUGUCUGAGGGAAGCAUGCGCAGGGAGGGACCUCGCUCAGAUGCCUUACGCCCCAAGACAGAGCUCUACCGGGAGCCUCCCAUAAUGUUCCUGAAGGGUGAAAACGGAGCGGACUUGAACAGCCGCUCACGCUGCAGCCUCCCCUUCACUGUCCCGUCGCAGAUCAGCCAGCCUCCUCCGGUUGUGAUGCGUUCUCAUGCAGCAGGGAACUCCUCUUAUUCCAGGGAGCUCAGAGAGACCAACACAAGCCUGUAUCACCCGGCUAAAACUCUGGAUCGAAGGGACAACCGCAUUGGGGACCAGUCUCCCUUAGUGGCAGCUACGACUCUGGGGCCUUACAGGGCGUCCUGGGCGGACAGCGACGGCAGAGGCAUGCUCAUCCGGCCUGGGGCCCCCAUCAGCGGAGGCUUUUCAGGCGUGAUGGCCCGGGAGAGCCCUCAGGGGGAGAGGUACAAGGCGGUUUCCGUGUCUUUGCCCGCGCCCCCCGCCCCUGACAUUUGCAGGCCUCCAAGGAAAGGAACAAGUUGUACCCUUGACCAUGUCGACCUGCACUCUUACUGUGAAGACCCGAGGAAGGCCAAGGAGAGCCAAGGAGGAACGAUCCAGCGGGCUCCACCUCCUCGCGAUCGCAAGAUGCUCAAGUUCAUCAGUGGGAUUUUUACCAAAAGUACAACGGGCUCACCAGGCGCCAACACCACACCUCCUCUCUAUGCAGCUGUGGAGAGGGGUUCGAGCGAGGAGGAAGUCGUUUGCACCAGCAGUCAAGAAUGGACCAUGAGUCAAGCUGUUCAAGAGCUUCAUCUGGGUGUGUUGGGGGGUCUGUGCAGCGGGAAGUCCGCCCUCGUCCACAGACACUUGACAGGAAGCUACCAGCCGGAGGAGAACGCAGAGGGGCGGCAGUUCAUCAAGGAAGUGCUGGUGGACGGACAGAGUCACCUGCUGAUAAUCAGAGAAGAGACGGAGCCUCCUGGGCCUCAGUUUGCCAGCUGGCUGGACGCCGUCAUUUUGGUCUUCAGCUUGGAGAAUGAGGCCAGCUUUCAGGAAGUUUACAAAUUCUACCACCAGCUUUCUCUGCACCGGCCCGUCACUGAGAUCCCUUUUGUAGUCGUCGGUACUCAAGAUAAGAUCAGCAGCACGAACCCCAGAGUGAUUGACGACACCAAGGCGAGACAGCUGUGUUCAGAUGUGCGCCGCUGCACCUACUAUGAAACCUGCGCGACUUACGGCCUCAAUGUGAACAGAGUCUUCAACGAUGCUGCUCAGAAGAUCAUGGCAGCCAAGAAGCAAGCCGCUUUACUGGCUUCCUGUAAAUCUCUUCCCAACUCUCCCAGUCACUCUGGAGGCUCCACUCCAGUGUCUGGUGUCUUUCCAGGACAGGCCAGCAACGGCGGCCAGAGCAGCGAUUACUCCUCGUCUCUUCCCUCCACUCCUGUGAUCAGCCACAAAGAGAUCGGCAGAACUCUGAGGGGGGAGAAAGGCGACAGCGGCGUGCCUGGGUCGGUCCGCAGCAUCCGCAAGCGCACUCCCAGAUUUGUGGGAAGGAGAGGCAGCGACUCAAACAGACGGAGCGCAGACUUUAAGGGCGACUUUGGCAGUGGGCGAUUCAUCCCCAUCAAACAGGGCAUCUUGCUGAAGCGCAGUGGGAGCUCGCUCAACAAAGAGUGGAAAAAGAAAUAUGUCACUCUGUCCAACGAUGGCAUCCUCUCCUACCACUCCAGCGUCAACGAGUACAUGCUGAACGCUCCGGGGAAAGAGAUGGACCUGCUUCGGGUGACUGUCAAGGUGCCGGGGAAGCGCCCCCCUCGUGCUGUGCCUGCAUGUGGACCCCCUGCUGGGCUCAACGGGCGGGUCAAAGAUGUGCUGGGACCCGAGGUAAACACGAGUGGCCUCAUGCAAGUGGAGGAGGUGGAAGGACUGGGAGGCGCUCUGUUCCUGAGGAGCAACAUUGGUGUCCAGCGCUGCCCGUCCACGCUGUCCAACCACGGCCAAGGCGUUGACUCUGCAGUCGAGGGAGUCUCCAGCUCCUCCUCUACCAAAGACGUCGGCUCAGCCUCCCCACUGACCGACAGGAAGAAGCACCGCAGAAAGAAGAGCUUGAAUCAGAAAGGAGACGCGGCCGUGGGACAAGCCGACGCGAAACGGAAAAUGUGGAAGCUGAAAAGUUUUGGGAGCUCAAGAAAUGUAAGCAAGACAGAGGAGGACAACUUUGACUUCCUGGUUGUGUCGAGCACCGGUCAAACGUGGCACUUUGAGGCCCAGAGUGUGGAGGAGAGGGACUCCUGGGUCCAAGCCAUCGAGAGCCAGAUCCUGGCCAGCCUGCAGCUGUGUGAGAGCAGCAAAAACAAGGAUCGCAAGAAUAGCCAAAGUGAAGCUGUGGCGCUGCAGGCCAUCCGCAAUGCAAAAGGGAACAACUUCUGCGUGGACUGUGAUGCUCCAAAUCCGACGUGGGCCAGCCUGAACCUGGGCGCUCUCAUUUGCAUUGAGUGCUCUGGGAUCCACAGGAACCUGGGGACCCACUUGUCCCGGGUCCGCUCGCUGGCCCUGGACGACCUGCCCCGAGAGCUCACCCUCGUUCUCAGCGCCAUCGGGAACCACAUGGUCAACAGUACAUGGGAGGCGCGCACCAUGGGGCACCGGAAACCAGCGCCUGACGCCACACGAGAAGAGAGGGAGUCGUGGAUCCGAGCCAAAUACGAGCAGAAACUGUUUGUGGCGCCGUUGCCUCCUCCCACACCCAGCGAGGGCCCAGACAUCAGCAUGUCGGGCCGUCUUCUGUUGGCAGUGAUGGAGCGCAAUCUGCCCAAGCUGCUGCUUCUUCUGGCUCACUGCACGAAAGAGGACAUCAACGCCCCGCCCUUCCUGUCGCUCCCCUCCAGGUCGCUGCUCGCGCUGCGCCUGCCUGGCUCUGCCCUGCAUGCUGCUUGUCAGCAGGCUGAUGUGGUGAUGACGCAGCUUCUGGUCUGGUACGGCUGUGACGUGCGGCAUCGGGACGCUCAGGGUCAGACGGCGCUGGCCCUGGCUCAGGCCGCCGGGGGCCAGGAGUGCGUCGACGUCCUGCUGCAGCACGGCUGCCCCAACGAGGCGGGCCCCGCGCUCGGCGCCACGGUCGGCUUCGCGUCGGCCGUGACGUCCAGCUUCCCCGCCGCCAUGACGCCGAGCCUGACGGUUGCCACGACGAUCAAAAUCACGCAGAAGAGCGGCAGCGGCAACCUGGGCUACAGCACGUCCAGGAGAGCCGUGUCGUAACUGCAACGUGUUUCAAAGUGAGUGUGUGAAUGUGUUGCCCGCUUUGCCGUCAUAGCGAGUCCUGUCCAUCCAGGACACAGACACACCCCGUCCACCUGGAGUCAGGUGAGACGCUCGGAGGGGCGCGCACGUGCACGCGUGCGUGCGUGCGUGUGUGUGUUUCAGGGAUGAGAACUGGAGAACACACUGUGCUGGACUGAUCUUUUCUUUCUCUCUUUCUUUCUGUUUGUGGCCACAUGUCUGUGCAUUCAGAUGUAAGUAGAAUGUACCGACCUGUUUACCAGAGUCACACCUGAUCACGCAGUCAGUUCUCGACUUUGUCCUCCACUCGGCUGCGAAUGGAAAAGCCGCCUGCAGGCCUCAAACAGCGUCUCUGAGCAGCUGAAGCCCAGAAGUGAAAAGAACUGCAAUAAGUUUACUAAUCUAAGAGUGGGAUGUAUUGAGCUCGUAGCAUAAAAGAUUAUGGCUAUUAUUAAUUUUGACAGUGAAUGUGAGUUUUAGAUUCAUCAGAGCUUGUCAUUAAGUGCAUAAAUUAUGUUACGUGUAAGUUGAUGUGAAAUAUGUUAGUGGCUGGAUAAAGGGGGAUAAAACAGCUGUAUAGAAAUGUGUUGAUAAAAUGGUAAAAUACUACAAAUUUAAAAGUGUUUAAUUUCCGGUUUAUUACUGUAUGAUUUGUACAGUUGUUUCUGUGUAUAAAACAUAAAGGGUUACUCAUUGCUGUUCAGAGAUUAACUGUACAGAGUUUCAGUUCAGUUUUAGUUUCCUGCUUAACUCAGAUUUUUUUAGGUUUUGUCUGUUACUGGUGUGUCUGAUGUGAAACACUGUACAUACCGCAGUAGCUCAUUGUUCAAGUGAGUAUAGUAAAAGAUACACGUGCAGAGCUGUGAAAAGGUUUUCAUUCUCUUAUAGAUUUGUUCUGUUUUUCAAAAUGUUUUUUUGUCGCACUUCCAUGUUUCACAUCCUCAAGCUAAUUUUCUUUCCAGACAACCUACAGUAAUUGGAUGUGAGUUUUUCGCAUCGUUGUGGAGAAAGUUUGCCCAGAAUCAUUUUAGUUCAGCCACCCUGGAGGUUUUCCAGCUCGUUUGAGGUCAGAACGAAGCAAAUCGUUUGGAUUUAGGUCCAGACUUCGACUGGGGCACUCCAAAAGGAAGCUUUUGAGUCAUUCAGAGGUGAAGUUGCUUGGGUGCUUGGGAUUAUUGUUCGGCUGCAUAACCAAAAUGUUUUGAGCUCAAAGGGAAAGACCGAUGGCCCGACGUGCUCCCACAGAAUUUUCUGGUAGACAGAAGCCUUCGUUUUUCCAUCAACUCCAGCAAAUUAUUCAGAUCCUGUUGCAGAAAAGCAGCCCAAACCAUCACACUACCACUAUCACCAUGUUUGUCUGUAGGUAUAAUAUUAUUUUUUCUCAAAUGUUGACAGUUUCACUCCAGCUGUAACUGGACCCACACCUUCAGACAGUUCCACUGCCGUCCCGCCAAGAGUCUUUGGGAACUUUUAUGAUAUUUUUGAUAAAUAUCAUUUAGGUUGUUUUGGGUUAGAAGUGAGUUUCACUUUGUCCAUUGUCCAGCCUCUUCUGAAUGAGUUUUUAUGUAUUUCUUGGCUCUUUUGUUAGCUCCUGGAUGAAUCCUUGAUGGCGUACCGUUGGUAGGUUCGCCUUCCUGUUUCCUCCAUCUGCAGAUAGAGGCUCUCACUGUGGUCCACUGAAGUCCAAAGGCUUCAUAACACUUGUCAGAUUGAUAGAUGUGAUCUGAUCUCACCUUUUUGAAAUCUUUUAACCUACUUCCUGUUGUCGGGCAGGUGAUUUUGAACUGAUUUGCGUUUUCCUCUAGCUUCUGCAGUGGAGUGAGGCUGGUGAAGUUCAGCUCAGCUUUCCAAAGAGUGCGGUUUGGAUACAUUUUCGUCCCCUCAAGUGAAAUUAUACAUCUCAUGAUAUCUUUGCCUUUGUCUGUGGCAAAUUUUAAGUGUGACUAAAAAGCAAAAACAGAAGAAAUCUGUAGAGACGCAAAUACUUUUUCCCAUCACUUUAGAUAAAUAGGUUAAAAUGGCCUGAUUUUUGACUGAAUGUAGAUAAACGCUAAUGCUGACGUGUUUUUUUUAGAGGAUAACAUUUUCAACUGAUAUUGUUCCUGAUGUGACGCCUAGAAAUUAAAGGUAUACUUUAAAUAUUAAGAGCUUACAAACUUACUUCAAGUGAAGUUUCUAUGUGUCUGAAAGCAGACACACAACAGAGGAAACAAAUCUAUAUUAUUAUAUAAUUAUCAACUCUGAUGCAGUACUGGGAGUACUUUUGAUGUGACCAAAAGCUGACCUUUUCUGUAAUGUACACUGUUCUCUUUCCAUGUUUUUUUUUUUUUUUUUUUUACCCAUUUAAUAAAUCAGAAGCAUUCAUUAUGGAUAAGGUCGCUCUCUGACGCUGUGCGGUUUUUGUAAGUUUCAUGUGUUCAGAUUUUAUUGACAUUUUCUGCCACUAAUAAACUGAACUCACACUUCAAAGGUUGGGAGGACAUUUGUACAACACGGACUCAUCCCUUCAUUAAUUCAUGUUCCAGCAACAUUUGAACACAUUUGUCCCGGAGACACACUGAGUCUCUGCUGGCCCCCCGACCUACUUCUUUCUAGGUCGCAGUCAUGUGUCCAAAGUUUUCACACCCCUUCAACAAACCUCAGCGUGUUUCACUGGGAUUCUAUCUGAUGCAACACAAAAGCGCUGAAGUGUGACGUGGAAGGAAAAGGAUGCAUCUUAACCUGCUUACGGCUGCGGGAAGCUGCUGGUCCAGUGCAGUCCAAAAGGAAACACUCCUGUCCCUGAAAGUCAGUAUUUUGUAGUGCUGCUGUUCAGUGUACUUACGGCUGCAAGCCGUGUUGUUUCGGGUCAUUGUCCUGCUGGAGGGUGACCCUCCUCUCCGGUCUCAAGUCUUUCUGCUGCGUCUGACAUGGUUUUUCUCCAGGAUCUUCCUAAAUUUACCCUCAAUCGCCUUGUCAUCAAAUCUGACUAGCUUCCCUGCACCCCCACGCCAUGACGCUGCCACCACCAUGUUUCUGUCAGGAUUUUGGGGGUUUUAUUUGCGUUUGCCUUAGUUGUACUUUCUUUGAUUGCAUCAGUUUGUUCUGUUUUACUCUUAGUUUAUUUAGAUUAUGUGUACUACAUACAGCCUGUCUAUGUUUGGCCAGCUUUUGUCACUGCUAGAUUUGCGUAGGCAUUUUUUUCUGCUCUCCUCUGCCAUUUCUCUCUUUGUUUCUCUCCUCACCUUGCCCUCUGCUCUCCUCUCACACCUGCACCUUGUUUUCCAUUUAGCACUGGUCCAUUGUCCCAGCCUUCAAACUUCCAGUAUUUUACCACCUCUCCUUUGGUCACUCCUUGCUGGAUCCUUCUGUGACAUCCCAUUUAACCCCGUGAACUAGUCUCUGUCUGUUCCUGCUGCAGGUGUCGUCCUGCAAGUUUGUAAGUUCUUGUCUUAUUGUUAUAUUUAAACAAAUAUUUAACUACAACUGAUGAGCCUGUAUUUUCCUCUGCAGGUUUAGUUAAGCUUCUGAAAACCACUCCAGUAUUUAGACACUAAUAGUUAACCACCUCUGGCUUUUACACCAAUAUGCAUUCAUGUUUAUCAUGGGUGUUUAUCAACACCCUCUGGUCAAAGAGGGUGUUUAACUCUUUGACCAGCCUGUGUGCAGCGAGCAUUAUUUUCUCUUAAUACAGUAAAUUUACUCAAGUUUUACACACUUGAGUAAACACAGCCAGAAAUAUUGACUUUGAGGUUCAUUUCUUAAACUUCAAGUGGAAAUGCCUUUCUUUAUAUUUGAUGGAUGAAUGAGACGGAUGAGGGAGGUGUGGGCAGAAAAUAAGCUGUUUGUUCUGAGCUCCUUUUUGGUUGACUUGUUCACGAUCUCAUUGAAGCAAGAUCUCUCAAGGUUGUUUGCCUCAAAGCGCUCCCACAUUCAAAAGGAACAAAACAAAUGUGCAAAGAAAAAUGAAUCAUCAACACUGAGGUCAGAACUGAUGGGUUUAUAACCAAUUAAAAAGUGCGUCCUUGAAAAAGUUUUUAUUUUUUUUAGUGGUUUGAAUCCAUUAACGGGGGCGGCUCAGAGGGCGGGGAUCGGAUAUGCGUCAGCUUUCACAGCUUGUUGCUGCAGCUUUGGGACAGAAAUUGAAAAAUUCAAGCUACUUGUUUUUAACCUUCAUAUCUUUUCUGUGUUUUGAAUUGUCCAUGGGAAGCAGGAGCAUCAGGAAUGUGUGCCAGGAGCUCUGGGCUGCGAGAAAGCCUAACAAAAGACAAAAAAAAAAUAAAGGUUUCAUCACAGAGAAACCUUGGUGUCUCCAUUCAAAGAGACACCAAGAAAUAUGAAUCACUCUAAUGCAUCUUAACAUCAUGUGGUCAAGUUAUAAAUGUAGUAACUAAUUGUGUAUAAAUCUAAGCUAAGACAAAAACAAAUACAAUGUAUGUUUCACACUCUGACAUGUUACAAGUGUCAGUGUGUUUCAGUGCAGUUUUUACAUGAAGAUCCAGCACAAAAUAACUCAUCAAUUUUACUUUUCUUUUUUUUUUUUUUUUUUUACAAAGUCCUCUGAUCUCCCUCUUUUGUUUGUUUGUAAAUGUGUCACAGACAGACUCCCAGAUGUGGUUGCAGCAAAAGGUUGUGACGCAGUGAAGCUGAAUACAAACACACUCCACACUUU